This is a messenger RNA of Stegodyphus dumicola, 626 nucleotides long. RefSeq names its product translation machinery-associated protein 16. The record is from RefSeq and is a predicted model, not a curated record. Lineage: Eukaryota; Metazoa; Arthropoda; Arachnida; Araneae; Eresidae. Gene Ontology annotation, cellular component: nucleus.
AAAGAAGACUUUUGUUUACUUAUCUGCCGUUGGUAUAGCGAUGCCUAAAGUAAAAAGAACUGGUUCUACUGUUAUCCACCCAAACAGCAGAAAAGCUCUGCAGAUAGCUCGGGAAGAGCAUCGAAAUUCGAGGCUGGAAAAGAGAAGAACUGAAUUGAGCCAGAAACAACAGGCCAAAUUAAAGAAAUUCAAGUGGUUCAGAGAUAAUAUAGAUGUUAAAAAACUUGCUUAUUCUUCAGAAGAUAUAAAAGAAUUACUUGAUAGGUAUUUCCAAAGAUUUAAAGAGGAGGAGACGAAAAUUGAGGAACAGAAAAGCAUUAAAGGCCGGCACGUGUAUGACCGAAUAUCUCAUCAGUAUAAAAUUUCAUUUCUUCCACAAAAAGAGAAAAGCGAUUUUGAAACUUCUGGACUAGAAAUUCCUAAUUUAACUAAGAAACAGUCUUUUGAAUACUUUGUGAAUUGGGAUGGAGAUGCUCGCUUUUUAAAUGUAAUUGACACCAUAGUCAUUUCAAAAAAAUCAUUGGAAGAUUCCAUAUCCAGAUCACAUAAGAAAGGAAAUGUAGAUAAUGCAUAGAAUUUAUAUACAUUUACCAUAUUGAUUUAAAUAAAUGUACAUAUAAAAUUCA